Molecule: messenger RNA, 2212 nt
Organism: Helianthus annuus (common sunflower)
Lineage: Eukaryota; Viridiplantae; Streptophyta; Magnoliopsida; Asterales; Asteraceae
Exons: 3
Coding region: 756-2183 (475 amino acids)
Source: RefSeq, a predicted model, not a curated record
UGAACCACUCCUACCAAAUGAAGUUGGCCUGACACCAUAUAUAAAGUAGGCAACAAUUACAUUGAAGACAUUUGUGUUGUAUAAUCUGCAUAAAAAACCAAGAAAGUGUGAAAGACAAGAACUAGAGUAUAAUGGAGUUCAAAGAGGCACAACUAGAUGAUUUCAUCCAACACGAACAUCCACUCAUUCUCGAAGACUUGCAAUCAAUGUUUCAAGACUAUAAAGAAGAUGAUGACGAAGUUGAUGACUCGGAUUUGAUCCACGCACAAAACUUUGAGAGCAAAUGUGUCAUUUGUGGAUUAGGAAUCGACUGGUACCACCGAUAUUACUACAAGUGUAGCCAGUCAUCAUGUUCCUACUCGCUCCACAAAUCCUGUCGAGAAUUGUCCACAACCUUUCGAUUCCCAGCGCACCCUAUCCAUACUCUUCUCCUUAAAAAAAUGUCAUAUUCUUGGAGUUGUAGUAGUUGUUCUACAAGACAUGAAGGCGGUAUUUGUUAUCGUUGUUCAACAUGUGAUUAUAAGAUCGAUCCUCGUUGUGCAACCUUUUCGGAGCAAACUAUGACGAUUCAUCAUCCUGGCCACCCACACCCACUAAUUUGUGUUACCCUUGAACCUACUUUGAGCUAGUGUCAUUCUUGUGGGAAAGAACAUAAUAAAGGGGUUUUCUAUCAUUGUAUCACUUGUUUUAGUUUCUCAAUCCACAUUGAUUGCGUCACCCUUCCAUUCAAGUUUGGUACAGACCAUCAUGUUCAUAUGCUUACUCUUUCAUGUUUUUCGGAUCUGCCGGAUUAUAUCAAAUGCAGGAUCUGUGAAGGGAACUUUGACAACAAAUUUUGGAUAUACCAGUGUAGUAAAUGCCGGUUUUACAUUCAUCUACAUUGUAAAACAUCAAGGGGGGAUAUCUUCUCAAGAGGAAUAGGCACAAGUGAUACAAAUUUUGAAGCUGCUGAUUAUCCUAACCUUCUCCGUUACCCGCUCCCUGAUGAAUCCCACCACAUCUUACCCCGCCACGUUGUUAGAGAACACUGUGAUCAAAUCACAUUGAUCGAUAACAACGAUAAGGGGUUGUACAGAUAUUCCAAUCAUGAACACCCGUUACUCCUUAUCAAUGCAGCUGAUCCAAGUAUGUUACACAACCCAAUGAAGAGGAUUAAGUUAGUAUGCAAUGGGUGUGUGAAGCCGAUUACAACAACGCCGUUUUAUGUGUGCAAUCAUGGUUGCGAUUUUCUUCUCCACGAGUGGUGCACCAGACUACCUUGUGCCCUUGAAAACCAUCCAUGCCACCCACAACACAAGCUUGUCCUCUUUUUCUCCACAACUGGCACGCGGCUUGUAGAGUUCCGGUGCAACAUUUGUGGAUUAUCUUGCAAUGGAUUGGGAUACAGCUGUUCCAUGUGCAACUAUAGAGUCGACGUGCAUUGUGGAUUUAUACCAGAAAGAAUUACGCAUGAAGCACAUCCGAAUCAUGUACUUUCAAGACUAGAUCAUGAUGCAUACAGGUUAUGUAAAGCUUGUAAUGUUUCCACUAGAGGGUUCUUUUUUGGAUGUAGCAUUUGUGAUUUCUACUUGGAUAUCAAGUGCGCUUUGCAUUUGCCGAAAAGAAUCAAGAACAAGUAUGACAAGCACCCCCUUGAGUUAAGUUACUUCCCAAUCGAGAACCACAAGAGUGAAUACUUCUGUGAAGUUUGUGAAGAAGAGCUUAUUCCUGAAAUAUGGUUCUAUCACUGUCAAGCUUGCGGCCAGUCAAUACAUUCUGCUUGUGCCCCGCUUAUUCUCCAGUCCGAACAAGAUGUUAAUUCUAUCGAUCAUCAGAAAGGCGUGUAUCAAUUACUUAAUAUCAAGUUUUGGGGUUUGUAUGCUACUUCAGAUCACGAGCAUCCUUUUUCGUACCUUGCGGGAUCUGUAAGUGACGGUUGCUGCAAAUAUUGUGGUCAUAAAUUGCAAUCCUCAUCAAUUAUCAAGUACUUGACAUGCAAAAUUGGUUUUCAUGUCCAGUGUAAGAUCUGGGAUACACUUGGUUGGAAGUAUGAAGAGCAUGUGGUUAGUUACGGUUAUGAUAGAUAUAGAUAUUCUCCAUUUAUUGUAAAGCCUGUAACUUUCUAUCCAAGUGAAGUUAUGAGACCCGUGACACAGGACAUAGGAAAGUACUGUAUGAUAAUAGACACACGUAAAAUAAUGUAAUAAUCACUUUUAUUCUUUUUUAUUACUAU